Messenger RNA from Fundulus heteroclitus (mummichog), 1640 nucleotides. RefSeq names its product annexin A3a (gene anxa3a). The coding region runs from base 98 to 1117 and encodes 339 amino acids. The transcript is spliced from 14 exons. Gene Ontology annotation, molecular function: calcium-dependent phospholipid binding; phospholipase inhibitor activity; calcium ion binding. The record is from RefSeq and is a predicted model, not a curated record. Gene Ontology annotation, cellular component: cytoplasm. Lineage: Eukaryota; Metazoa; Chordata; Actinopteri; Cyprinodontiformes; Fundulidae.
AACUGUUUUCUGCACAGGUAGGUUUAGAGUAAGCUGAAGGUGUGGCGGAAAGAGACAUUCCACGUCAGACAAGGAAGAAAGAAGAACUACCUUUAUCAUGGCAUCUUUAUGGGAUGACUUGGAAAGCCUUGUGGAGUCACCUUCACCCUCUUCUCCUGAAUAUGGACACAGAGGAACCAUCAAACCUAAAGAAAACUUUGAUGCAAAGGAGGAUGCUGCAGCUCUAAAGAAGGCCAUUGAAGGACUUGGAACGGACGAGAAGGUCCUGAUUGAAAUUUUAACACAAAGAAGCAACGCUCAGCGGCAGCUCAUCUGUAAAGCUUAUCAAGAAGCUACUGGCAGAACGCUGGAGAAGGAUCUUGAAGGAGACACCAACGGAGACUUUGAGCAUCUGCUGGUGGCGCUCAUCACCCCUCCUGCAGCGUUCGACUGCCAUGAAGUGAUACGGGCCAUGAAAGGAGCCGGGACAAAAGACAGCAUCCUGAUUGAAAUAUUUGCCUCCAGGUCCAACCAACAAAUCAAAGCCCUCAAGGAAGUCUUCGUAAAAGAAACAGAGAAGGACCUGAUCGAUGAGCUGAAGAGUGAAGUUUCUGGAGAUUUGUGCAAAGCACUUGUCCUCCUGGCUGAGGGUGACAGAGAUGAGAGCAACGCUGUAGACGUAGAUAAGGCAAAGGAAGACGCCCAGACCCUUUACAAUGCCGGAGAGAAGAAGUGGGGCACAGAUGAGUCCAAGUUUAUCGACAUCCUCUGCCAACGAAGCGUAGCUCAGCUCAGGCAGACUCUCAUCGAGUACAAGAACAUCAGCGGGAAGACGCUGCAGCAGAGCAUUGAAGGAGAGAUGUCUGGAGAGCUGGAGGAGCUGCUGGUGGCUGUUGUGAAAUGUGUGAAGAGUUUGACCGUGUACUUUGCAGAACUCCUGCAUGAGAGCAUGAAGGGCGGCGGUACCGACGAGUCCACUCUGACCCGGGUCAUGGUGAGCCGGUCCGAGAUCGACCUGCUGGACAUCAGAGCAGAGUUCAAGAAGCUCUACGAAGAAUCGCUGCUCUCUGCCAUCAAGUCUGACGUGUCGGACGAGUACGGUGACUGCAUAAAGGCGAUCUGUGGAGGAGACGACUGACGCAUCGUCCAUUUGAAGCCAAAAAGAAGUUUUCCUCCUCUUGCUGUCAUCCUUCUGUCCUUUCCUCCUCACGGAUGUACUUCAUUCAUCCAUAAAUUAUUAAUUCAUUUACUUUGAGCUUUAAAAGGUGCUGAAUUAUGACAUAAAGCUGUAAAACACAGGUCUGCGGAUGAUUUAAGAUGCAUAUGUCGUCAGAGAUGUUAACAACUAAUUUUUUUUUUUCAAUUUUGGAGCUUUACAAUAAAAUAUAACAACUUUAAAUCAAUAUGACUUUUUAAACCAAUCAUUUUCUUUUCAACAUGUCUGUAAAACUAAUCAAAGUAUCAGCGUUUGUAAGUGUGGAUACUAAAAAAAUAUAAAAAAGAAUAAAAAUGAUGCUAGCAAGACUGUUUUUCUUGGAAGGAACAUUAACUUAAUAUGGGUAUUUGCACAGUUCUGUAUUACACCAAGACAUAUAUUUUACUGCUUUCCUUGUGAAAUAGCGGGAAAAAAAUUGUAAUUGGAAUAAAAACUGAUAUUUGUU